GUGCGGUCUUUUGUGUACUUUGAAUGGAAUAGAUAUGUCUGCAGGAGAGGUGUUCUGUCUACUUUUCUGCUGCAUUGUGCUGCUUUCUUUUAGUGUAUCCGACUCGUGUGAAGCAGGUUGCUAUCCUCCAGCUGAUCUGCAAGCAAACCUAUCAGAUUCAUUAAUUUAUCAGCUGAACAAUGAGACUACACUGGACUUGGAGGCAUCAACCCUUGCAGGCCAGUGCUUUGCCCUUUGCCUCAAUAAAUACAAAGAUUCAGUAAGACCCACGGUAUUUUAUGAACAAUCAGGGGAGUAUUAUUCUGUCUCGUUUGACUCUUUUAAUGGGGACUAUUGCACUGAGUUACAACAGGUUAUGGAAUGUCAGUCUGGUUGCAUAUUACGAAGUAUAAGCAAUAAUAGAUCAGAAUGUCGUCAAAAAUGUCAUGAUGGCUGUUUAUUGGAAUGCAACGGCACCUGCAAGUAUAACAAUGCUAAUACGACUUGCAGCAGACGAUGUAGACGAACUCCCUGUCGAUACGGCUGUGAGGAAUAUGCUGAGAACAUACUGAGCAGUCACACUGGAGGUGAGUUGCCAUUUACUCCAGACACAUUCCUACAAGCAGCGAACAGCAAUACAGCAGGCAUUAUUCAAUUAUCUAUUGAGAGGAGUUCUGCUCCCAACUCAACACUUGUUCAUUCUUUUGUCAUAAAGGUGCAAAAACAGGCCGAAAUUAAAUAUUUGUGGGUGCCAUCACUUAAUGGAGUCAUUUUGAACCUAAGACAAUACUCAUGUGGAGAAGUUAGUCUCUCUUAUGCCCCUGUUAACAUGUAUGGGAGGUCUGUUGAUUUUUCACCUGUAUUGGAUCACUGUGUUAGAGGAGAGUACAUUUAUCCUAACCAGUUGACGAGGAGUGAUCUAACUUAUGAAUAUUAUGAAGAUUAUAGAGAAGGGUAUCUCGGAAAUGCACUAAUAAACGUUACGUGGAACAGUAGUUCACUUUCAUUGGGUUAUGUUACUCACUAUGAAGUCAUCCUAGAAUCUUUCUCAUUACAUCAGGUCACUCACUUUACCAUAGACAAAUACUCAAAGUGGUUUCUCAUUCAAGCAUCAGCCCCCUCCCUGCCUCCUGUCUUUGGUUCGGAAUACAUUUCAUCGUUCAUUGUGCAUCCCGUUUUUCCUGGUGCAGCAUAUCCCCGACAGAAUAUACUCGAGCCACAGUUACUGAUGGACACUCCUAAUAUGACUCUAGAGUGUGUCCCUUUGAUGUCCUUGAAUACAUUGAAUGUCUCCCUGUACUGGAUGCUUGCCAAUGAGUCUUAUAUCCUAGACACAAUACAACAUUUUAGGGUUAAAAUAACAGUUGGAGGCACAGAAUAUCGGGACUUUAUUAUAGAUAAACAAGAUGGCGAGUUUGAGUAUGGAACAGAUGUUGGUCCUUAUCCAUUAUACCACCCAAAUACCAACAAGCAAUACACUAUUAAGGUCAUUGCAACGAAAGACAACAACUACUCCUGGAGGAAAGCCCCCAAGUCAGAAUACUGUGUCAUCAAUGCUACAUGGCGGGCCGUUCCUCCUUCCCCUGUUUCAUGCAUUAAUUCAUCAAGAACUGGUAACAACACGUACACUAUAACAUGGUGCCCACCACAAGAAUCACACUGGAUGUUAUUGUCUUAUCAGAUUGAGCUCAGAGGAGUAAACAGGAUAGUCUAUGCAACAGAAAACUCCACAGACUACACUAUAGAGGUAUUUGACGAAUGCAAGUCAUUCAAGAUCCGCAGUAAAAAUGAUUUUGGAUACGGUGAAUGGAGUGAUGUGUAUCAAGUUGGAGAGAAUUGUGACCCCUCAACAGCUGCUUCACUGCAUUCUUCUCAGCAUAUUUCCACAAUACUUGGUAAUACAAUUAGCCCAUCAUCCCAUUACUACACACUAACUGCCAGUAAUGGAAUCAGUUCCAGUAAGACAGUAAUUAGUCAGUCUACUACCAUUAGCAACAGCCAAUCAACCACAAGUAGUUCAUUUACUAGUGGAGUAAUGGUUACUAUCAGUCGGCCAGUAACAUCAUCUUCUCCUGUUCACUCACUUAAUCCAAGCAAUGACACGUUUCAUUUCAAUGCUACUCUGUACUUUUUACUUGCAGCCAUAACGCUUUUGUUCAUACUAAUCAUCAUAAUGACACUCAUUUUAGUCAUUUUUUGUCUCAAAUACAAGAAGUCUGCAGCCACCACGAGUAUCGAUUUGCCUGAAAUAAAUAAAGACAUUCUACAAGACACUUCGUGGGGCAAAUCCAGUCCCAAUUCAAGCAAUGGGAAAAGGGCUGUCGAAAACUUGUACACAAAAUUCGAAUGCUCGAAUCCAGUAUAAAUAAGAUUUUUUAACAUGCAAGCAUCUGCACACAUCAUUAUUUAUUUUUAUUGCUACAUUUAUUUAAUUUUAUUAGCAUGUCAUUAUCUCUUUAUGUUUUUUGUGAAAUCAA
Messenger RNA from Amphimedon queenslandica, 2456 nucleotides. RefSeq lists its product as uncharacterized. The coding region runs from base 35 to 2344 and encodes 769 amino acids. Gene Ontology annotation, molecular function: protein binding. The transcript is spliced from 17 exons. The record is from RefSeq and is a predicted model, not a curated record. Lineage: Eukaryota; Metazoa; Porifera; Demospongiae; Haplosclerida; Niphatidae.